UUCGCUCUUCAGUAGCCUGCCUAUUCCUACACUGACGACACAAUAAAGACCUUGAAGGGUCCUUUCAGAGAAUAUACCCACAAAUGGGCAAUAAGAGUCCUUUAGUGUAAUUCACUGAUCUUUGCCAACCGACCCUCAUUCUCAAUCCUUUGUUGUUUUGCAGCAUCACCAAACAAAAAGGUUUCCCAUCUUCCAUCUUUGAGCGUUUUUGAAGGAAAGGUCGAAGAAAAUGGCAGCAAUUCCAUCUACCGGCUCUCUCAUCGCCACCCAUGAUUACUACAGAAGGCGCAUAGGAUCCACCUCUAGCAACAGCUCUUGUGGCAGUUCUGAGUAUGCUGGCGAAGUCAUUCCACACCCCCCAGGUCUGCAGAGACAGGACUCUGGUCACUGGUGGUCUUCUUUCUUCUUUGCAAACAAACAGAACCAGCCUGGCAGCAUGGUUGGAUCUGAACAGAAGAGUGGAACGUACACGGUGAACAACGGUCAGGUGACUUGUAUUGCCAGGGAGAUGGUGUUGAAGAGGCAGCUCAGUGAAAGCAGUGACUCUGGGAAGAUGGAACAUGGGAGCCCACCACCCUCCUAACUCCUUCUCCUCAACAUCCCACUCCUCACCACCCCAUGGAGAUGGAGGCAGCGGAGACUACUUUUUUUUACAUUUUAGUGAUGGAGGCUGCAUUUCCUCCCUCUUUGUUUAUAAAUAAUAUAUUAUAUCUUUUUAUAAUUAAAGACUAAAAAAGCCAUUUUUUUCCCCAAAUGUCUGUCUGAUAUCAUGCUUUUUGCUGUUAAAUAAAUCAAAGUAUUUAAUACAUUUUUCUUGAAUUGUAUUUAAAGUCCCUAAAUAUAUAUUUUAGUCUAUAUAAAGUUUACACACAGAAAAGAUUAGGGCAGAAAUUGCUCUCUAGUUAUUUCACCUGAUUAGCCUAGUUAGUGAGAAAGUGUAGUUUAUAAUAACUUACUCUAUAACAAGAGUGAAUAUUCCUAUAACUAAUAGCCACUAUAUUGAACAUGUGAAAUGGCCAUGGCUCUGAAAGAGGGUAGACAGACUUUAGAAGGAGCAGUUCUGGCAUCCACAAUAUGUAACCCGAUAACAAUCCUGAGAUCUCCAUUGUCAGGUUUGUUCAUGUCAUUACUGAUGUGUAGAAUCUGUAUUACAACGUGUUGAUGUACUUGCUGAAUGGAAUGAACCCGGUUAGGCUGCAAUGUGAUUAGCAACAGCUAAUUUAUAAAGACGAUGGCUCAUAUAAUACAUUACACCUGUUCUGUUCUGAAAUAUAUAUCAACCAACUGUGGAACAUUCUGCAUUACUCCAGUCAUAUUGUUUUGUACAAUCUCUUGGGAAUAAAAGUGAAUGUCAACUAUA
This is a messenger RNA of Oncorhynchus gorbuscha (pink salmon), 1360 nucleotides long. It is a transcript of the gene ppdpfa, whose product is annotated as pancreatic progenitor cell differentiation and proliferation factor a. The transcript has 4 exons. NCBI's taxonomy places the organism in Eukaryota, Metazoa, Chordata, Actinopteri, Salmoniformes, Salmonidae. Gene Ontology annotation, biological process: multicellular organism development; cell differentiation. The record is from RefSeq and is a predicted model, not a curated record. The coding region runs from base 230 to 583 and encodes 117 amino acids.